Messenger RNA from Pteronotus mesoamericanus, 4178 nucleotides. It is a transcript of the gene UROC1, whose product is annotated as urocanate hydratase 1. Gene Ontology annotation, molecular function: urocanate hydratase activity. The transcript has 20 exons. Lineage: Eukaryota; Metazoa; Chordata; Mammalia; Chiroptera; Mormoopidae. Gene Ontology annotation, biological process: L-histidine catabolic process. The record is from RefSeq and is a predicted model, not a curated record. Bases 66 to 2096 code for a protein of 676 amino acids.
CUUGAUUGCCCAGUCUCUCUCUGACUUCUCCACUGAGCCAGCCUCUUCCUUGGUCUCAGACAGACAUGUCUAGCCUCCAGGCGCUGUGCUCUGGCCUGCCCCUGCGUCCCCUCCCAGAGAACCAGGGACGCUGGGCUGGGGUGCCCCAUGCCCCUAUCAGGACCCCUGGCCUCAACCCUGCAGAGGAGCAGCUGGCACUGAGGAAUGCCCUGCGCUACUUCCCCCCGGAUGUGCAGGAGCUGCUGGCCCCUGAGUUUGCGCAGGAGCUGCGGCUAUAUGGGCACAUCUAUAUGUACCGGUUCUGUCCCCGCAUUGAAAUGAGGGCCUACCCAAUGAAGCAGUACCCCUGCCGGACAAAAGCCGCAGCAGCCAUCAUGCACAUGAUCAUGAACAACCUGGAUCCUGCCGUGGCCCAGUUUCCCCAGGAGCUUGUGACCUAUGGUGGAAACGGACAGGUGUUUAGCAACUGGGCUCAGUUCUGGCUGACGAUGUCUUACUUGUCGCAGAUGACAGAGGAGCAGACACUGGUCAUGUACAGUGGACACCCUUUGGGCCUCUUCCCAAGCAGCCCUGGCGCCCCGAGGCUGGUCAUUACCAAUGGGAUGGUCAUUCCCAACUACUCUUCUAGAACAGAGUAUGAGAAGCUCUUUGCCAUGGGGGUUACAAUGUAUGGCCAGAUGACAGCAGGCAGUUAUUGCUACAUCGGUCCCCAGGGAAUCGUCCAUGGCACAGUGCUCACCUUGUUGAAUGCUGGUCGUCGGUACCUGGGUAUCAAUGACCUUGCUGGGAAAGUCUUUGUCACCUCUGGACUGGGCGGAAUGAGUGGGGCCCAGGCCAAAGCCUCAGUCAUCGUGGGAUGCAUUGGUGUAAUAGCAGAGGUGGAUAAAGCAGCUCUUACAAAACGCCACCAGCAAGGUUGGCUGAUGGAAGUGACUGACAACUUGGACCAGUGCAUUGAAAGACUCAGGGAAGCAAAGGAAAAAAAGGAGGUACUCAGCCUUGGUUACCAUGGCAAUGUGGUGGAUCUUUGGGAGCGCCUGGUCCAUGAAUUGGACAUGACGGGGGAGCUCUUGGUGGAUCUGGGGUCAGACCAGACAUCCUGCCACAACCCAUUCAAUGGUGGUUAUUAUCCUGUGCAGCUUGGCUUUGCAGAGGCCCAGAGCCUCAUGGCCUCUGAUCCUGCCACAUUCAAGGGCCUGGUCCAGGAAAGCCUGAGGAGGCAAGUCUCAGCCAUCAACCGGCUGGCCAAGGAAAACUUCUUCUUCUGGGACUAUGGCAAUGCUUUCCUCUUGGAAGCCCAGAGAGCAGGAGCUGAUGUGGAAAAGAAAGGUGCUGAAAGGACUGAGUUCCGCUACCCCUCAUAUGUCCAGCAUAUUAUGGGGGAUAUAUUCUCCCAGGGAUUUGGGCCUUUCCGCUGGGUAUGCACAUCUGGAGACCCUCAGGACCUGGCAGUCACUGAUCAGCUGGCCACAUCUGUGCUGGAGGAGGCCAUUGCUGGUGGAGUGAACCCAGCUGUGAAGCUGCAAUAUGAGGACAACAUUCGCUGGAUCCGGGAGGCUGCCAAGCACCGGCUGGUGGUGGGCUCCCAGGCAAGGAUCCUGUACUCAGACCAAAAAGGUCGUGUGGCCAUUGCUGUGGCCUUUAACCAAGCCAUUGCCCAUGGGAAGAUCAAGGCGCCGGUAGUCCUGAGCCGAGACCACCAUGAUGUGAGUGGCACAGACAGUCCCUUUAGGGAGACCUCCAACAUUUAUGAUGGCUCUGCCUUCUGUGCAGACAUGGCCGUGCAGAACUUCGUGGGUGAUGCCUUUCGAGGAGCCACCUGGGUCGCUCUUCACAACGGUGGGGGCGUGGGCUGGGGUGAGGUGAUCAAUGGUGGGUUUGGCCUUGUGUUAGAUGGGACCCAGGAGGCUGAGCAGAAAGCCAAGAUGAUGCUCAGUUGGGAUGUCUCCAAUGGAGUGGCCCGUCGCUGUUGGUCUGGGAACCGGAAGGCCUACGAAAUUAUCUGCGAGACAAUGCAGGAGAACAAGGGCUUGGUGGUGACACUCCCACACGAGGUGGCAGACGAGCAUGUGCUCCAGCAGGCCUUGUGGCCAUGAGCAGGAGUUCAAGAGCCUGCCGUGGUUCCUUGGUCCCCCUGGUCCCUGUCCUUGCCCUCACACAAUACCAUGCCUUCCAGUGCACACAUCCUUCUCCUAGGUCAGCAGCUCCACACCCAUGCCCUCAUUUGGCCUCACUGCACCCUAGAGGGUGGGCUAUUGCCAUUCCCAUUCCACAGAUUAGCCAGCUGAGGGCCAGAGAGGUGGAGUCACUUUUCCAUGACCACAUAAUUCCCCUGGGAACCUGGGAAAGCAGUGAAAGUCUUGUUUGGGGCUACAUCCUCAAGCUUGCCAUGAAGUGGACUCUGGAAGCUUUGGGAGUAGGUGUGUGUCAUGAAUACUGGCUGUCCUGGCAAUCAACCAAGCACCUUCUAAGCUUCUUGCUAUUUCUUCUCCUACCAAGGAGGCAGGCUUUCCAGCCAGGUUUUUAUCUGCCUCUCUGUCUCCAGUCCACCUUCCAGUCAUCCACACAGCUCUAUUUCCAUCUGCUAGGUUGUUCAUUUGUCUAUGUGGGUGCCUUCUGUACCUCCAUGUUCCUGGCUCUGGGCACAAAGGAAUACUGACCAGGCCCUGGGCUUGGAGGGGUCCAGGGAGGAAGAUAGGAAAAUAGGUGGCAUGGGUAGGGUGGAUGCAGGGUGGUUGGAUGGGGGCUGGCAAGGCUCUGACCUAAAGGAUAUUGAUACUUUGGUAUGAAUAAAAGUAGAGAGCAGCAGUACUAUCCAUGGCUGGUCAUUUAUGAUAGAAAUCUGCUCGGGAGCCCUGUUGAGGACCAGGUGUCCUGUAGGGAACUGUGUGGGACCUGAGGCUGCAUUCUUGUGUAUACCCCACCCCUGCCAGAUCCCAGAGCCUAGCCUCUGUGAAGAUGACCCAGGCGAAAUGGAUUACAUGGCCAUGUUUUUCCAGGCCAUCGUUUUGAAGUAGGUGCUUCUUUUUUUAAGGGGUAAUGGUGGUUCUGCUUUAUUCAUCCCCCAGUUAUAAAAAGAAGCCAAUGGAGAGAUGAGUUCCCUGCUUGUAUUCUUUCACCCUUCCUGCCCCACCAACUGAUACUGGGUCCUGCUCCCUUUACUGUAAACAUAUACGGCCAUGCAGGGAAUCAGGGAGACACUGCCCCUAGAGCAGGCCUCCAUGGUGGCACCACACUUGCUGACUCUUCACACUAGGAUGCCCCCAUGACCCUGCUAUGCAAAGCAGAGCAGCUUUGACCAUGUAUAGUAUUCUUAUUAGUUUCUGGCCUUAGCUUAGCCCCCAGCUGGACCCAUGAGAAUCUUAAAAAUGACUCAUCCUAAACAAAGAAUUAAGAGAGAGAUUGAAGGAUGGGUCUACAAGGAGCCACAGAAAACUUUUUACAACUCCUCCUCCAUGUCUGCAGAGAUGGGGCCAAUCUACCUGAUUCUGAAUCCUUAAUCACUCAAUACUGUUCACCUCCUCUGCCAGUGGUCAUCUCUUUUCCCAUACUUACAAAACCCCAGUUUUCUCUGGGAAGCAAUAUAGUCAGUAGAAGUAGUUGAUUUCCCAGCCUUCCUUGCAAUUAAGACUGAUCACAGACCUAGGCCCAUGAGAUGAGGUGGAAAUCUGCUGGGUAGGACUUCUGGGAAAGCACUUAUUUUUCUAAUGAAAAUGUACAGAUGUGGCUGGAUUGCUCUUUGCUUUUGCCCCUUCUUCCUGCUAGGACCUCCAGCAUUGUGCUGGAAGCACAGCAACCAUGCUGUGACCAUGAAGUCCACAGAGGCAUAGGAAAGGUAUAUGAAAUGGCACAGGUGCCUGGGUUCUUGGCAGCACAUAAAGCUGUCAUUCCAGCAUCAUCCUGCCCUUCCCCAGAUUCCUUGGUCCUCAUCUGUUAAAGCCAUCCUAGCAGGGCUUCUAUUCCACAAGCAAGCACAACAUCUAAUCAUCAUAGUGUCUGUCAACAAGAUUCCAUGGAAAGUACCAUCAUGCAUAUAGCUGUGUGAACAUUCCCUGUUUCUAGGGAGAAACCAAGAAGAUAUGUUCAAUGUUAAGACCAGGCCCUCCUUUUCCCACCCAAUACCUUCAUUUAUUAAGGACAGGUAGAGCUCAAUGGCCAGCUCUGGGCCUAGUUCUCAG